This is a messenger RNA of Sphaeroforma arctica JP610, 308 nucleotides long. RefSeq lists its product as hypothetical. The record is from RefSeq and is a predicted model, not a curated record. NCBI's taxonomy places the organism in Eukaryota, Ichthyosporea, Ichthyophonida. The annotation marks the transcript as partial. The transcript is spliced from 2 exons.
GAUGACGUCAUCGUGCACAUGGCCGCACCCACGGGGUUGUACGUAAACCACCACGUAGAUCCACGGGCGCUGUCGGAUGUUGAAGCUCUGGCGGCUGAGGGGGGUGUUUUCAGUGGUGUCGGGGAGUCUGGAAAGGGGUCUGCGUCUGUGGCGGUGGGUGAUACUCGGCUGAGCUCUAUAUCGGCUGCCCUGGCGCUGCAUGUGGAUUGCGUUGGUAUUAAAGUGUAUAGCAAAGCAGGCGAUGCAGCCCUCAGUUUCAGUGUGGGAGUGAACGCGCAUAUAGUCCAUUGCGAAGACGAGAGUCUCAG